Molecule: messenger RNA, 836 nt
Organism: Acanthoscelides obtectus
Lineage: Eukaryota; Metazoa; Arthropoda; Insecta; Coleoptera; Chrysomelidae
Source: the annotation of a GenBank genome assembly
GUCCUCAUCAGAAAUUUCGAAUAAGCGACGAGUUGUGAUAGUACGGGAGAAAUCAAACAAGUUUGUUUUUCGUCAUCCGAAGUUGGUUUAAAUAUUAUGUCGUUCGAAGAGAAUUUAAUAUUGGAGGUCCAGGCAAGACCACUAUUGUGGAAUAAACAAAAUGAACACUAUAAAAAUCGGAAUAAGGCUCACGAGGAGUGGGAGAAGAUAACAAGAUCGUUGGGAAAACCCAGAGAAGUCGUGAAGACCAAAUGGAGAAAUUUGAGGGAUACUUUCCAAAAGGAACUGAAAAAAAUUACUGUUUACCGUUCGGGUGAUCCAGGUAGUCCAACUCUCACUAAUUACACCGGGAAGUGGGUGUAUUUCAACGAUUUAUGGUUCCUAAAAGAUGUCAUGAAACCUCGUGAAACUGAAGGCAACUGCCCUGAAGAGUCUCAAGAAAGUGAGGCGAACUCUGCAGAACAAGAUAUUCUACCAGAGGUCAUGAGAAACGCACAAACGAAAGGCCCUCCUCGCAAGAGCAUGGUACCCAUUUUGCGCCAGCACCACAGUUUACAGAGACAAACGGUUACAUAACGCAGCCUACGGAUACAGUAGAAAUUCGCCAACUAUUUGAACAAUCCAGUGGCACAUCUUCAUCCCAGACUUCACUGGCAUCACCACCAUCACAGUCAAGAGUUACAAAUGUUGAUACUAUUCUCCGACGUAAUGAAAAACAACCAAAUAAGAAAAGGAAACCAUCGCCAUCGGCGGCCGUCAUUACGGGCUUCCAGAGGCAUAUGUUGGAGGUCGAAGAAAAGAAAAUCGCAGCUUUCAAAGAGAGAAGUAGAAUGGUG